UGUUCGUGAAAGGUAAAUUCAGCCAUAUAAUUAUUGCGUUCAUUCCUUUUGUCAGGUUGAAACAGAUAGUUGGGUCGAGAAUGCUGGCAAUGGUCUCAUGGGCAUGCAGAUUGUCAAACCAAAUGGACAAUUAAAGUUCCUGGUUGAGAUAUUCUUUGGGAUUAGGUUCUCCAUGACUGGAAAAUAUGAGAAAUCCGGUAGUAACACGUACAAUGUUAUAAUGGAUGAUGGAGCAUUCGUGGCUGGAGUUUAUGGAAUUCCAGUUGAAAUGGAAAGCAAGUUCACCAUAGAAAUACUAUAUACUGAUGACAAGAUCAGAAUUUCACGGGGCUACAACAAAAUUCUCUUCAUCCAUGUACGCGUAGAUGGAUCCAAAAAGAAGUGAUCAAGAGUUGUAUAGGCAAAUUAAGGCCAAUUUGCUAUGUUAAAACUUCAAAUCAUUGUCAAAUCUUGUCAAACUGUAACUUAUAUUCAAACUGCCAUGCACCUUUCAAAAUUUCAUACUUCUUACAAUCAAAACUGCCUUAUGCCAGAGGAUCUCUAGCAGCAGAUGUUUGUUGGCCGAGACGGAUCCAGAGUUUUAAUUUGAUGGGUUCAAUCUUUAUGUUUUUGCCGCUAAACCAUUGAACAUUAAAAGUUAUUUUUCUUUACACAUAUAUCUAAGCCACAUAUUAAAGUUA
Messenger RNA from Nicotiana tabacum (common tobacco), 680 nucleotides. Lineage: Eukaryota; Viridiplantae; Streptophyta; Magnoliopsida; Solanales; Solanaceae. The record is from RefSeq and is a predicted model, not a curated record.